Myotis davidii is the source of this 1650-nucleotide messenger RNA. It is a transcript of the gene SRD5A3, whose product is annotated as steroid 5 alpha-reductase 3. Gene Ontology annotation, biological process: dolichol-linked oligosaccharide biosynthetic process; polyprenol catabolic process. Lineage: Eukaryota; Metazoa; Chordata; Mammalia; Chiroptera; Vespertilionidae. The transcript is spliced from 6 exons. Gene Ontology annotation, cellular component: endoplasmic reticulum. The coding region runs from base 1 to 951 and encodes 316 amino acids. The record is from RefSeq and is a predicted model, not a curated record. Gene Ontology annotation, molecular function: 3-oxo-5-alpha-steroid 4-dehydrogenase activity.
AUGAGUGACUCCUCAGAUGCAAGGAAGCCCAUUCGACUUCCAGCUGAGGCCUCUAAGAGAGAAGAAGCUGAGAGAAUGUACAAUCAAGAACUGCUGUCACCAUCUUGCGCUCGCGGGCGUCCGCUUCGGGGCCCAGGGGGCGAAACGUCCCGAGUGUCCGCCGACACCGGAGAGCCGAGCCGCGUACACUAUCAGGGGCGCAGGAACGUGAACUGGUACUUUUCUCAUUUCUAUGUCAUCUCAGUGCUGUGGAAUGGCUUCCUGCUUUGGUGCCUUACUCAAUGCCUGUUCCUGGGAGCGCCUUUUCCAGACUGGCUGUACACUUUACUCAGAAUUCUUGGGGCUGUGCAAUUCCGCGGGGGUGAGUUGGCGCUGUCUGCAUUCUUAGUGCUGGUGUUCCUGUGGCUGCACAGCUGGCGGAGACUCUUCGAGUGCCUCUAUGUCAGCGUCUUUUCCAACGCUGUCAUUCACAUCGCGCAGUACUGCUUUGGACUCAUCUACUACAUCCUCGUCGGCCUCACUGUGCUGAGCCAAGUGCCAAUGGACGGCAGGAAUGUCUAUGUGGUAGGGAAAAAUCUCUUGAUGCAAACUCGGUGGUUCCAUAUCCUCGGUAUGAUGAUGUUCAUCUGGUCGUCGGUCCAUCAGUAUAAGUGCCAUGUCAUUCUCGGCAAUCUCAGGAAAAAUAAAGCAGGAGUGAUCAUUCACUGUAACCACCGGAUCCCCUUUGGAGACUGGUUUGACUAUGUUUCCUCCCCUAACUACUUAGCAGAGCUGAUGAUCUACGUCUCCAUGGCCGUCACCUUGGGAUUCCAUAACGUAACUUGGUGGCUGGUGGUAACAUAUGUCUUCUUCAGCCAGGCUCUGGCAGCUUUCCUCAGCCACAAGUUUUACAAAAGCAAAUUUGCCUCCUACCCGAAGCAUAGGAAAGCCUUUCUGCCAUUUCUGUUUUGAGAUAACCUCAGUCAUGAAGAAUGCAGACCAGGUGGCUGGCUCAAUUCCUCAGGACAAGGACAUCUAGAGACCAAAGCGCAGUUUCGGCAGAGCUGUUAGAAACUCUGUGUUUAUACCCAACGUCUUCACUGGAUGAGCAAAGCAAUAUCCAUCAAGAAAAUGAAACUUCAAAGCACUGCUUCUGGCAGACCUGCGAGUGCUGAGUUGCUUUACCAAACCAGCCAACUGCUAAAAACUGGAUGAGACUCCUCGGGGCUGCUUCAAAGCAAACUAACCCGGAGCGUGCACACAGCUCCAAACACGCACCCACAGCCACAGAGGAAGAGGAGAUCGUCUGUGGCUUUGUUAGGGACAAAUUAACUGGACAUCAUAAUAAGUGAUACAGUAAGUGCUCCGUGACUGCUUGUCGCAUUUUAAUAAAAGCAGAAUAGCUUCUGAAAAUAACAACAAUAUGCCAUUUCACACUAAAAGAUUCAGGGAACAAUGAGUCCAUUGUAGUUAAUUUAUACUUUCACAUAUUACCACAGAUUUCCAGUAUGGAAUCAUCACUAGUCAUUUCCACUCCUCUCCCCCUCAAAUCAUAGCCCAACAGAAAGUCUGAAACCUCUUUUAUUGAAUACCAUUUGACAUCCUUUUCAGGGGAAUACCUUAAAAUGAAAGCAUCUGAAAAUAAAGUAUUUUUGUAUUCAUACAUGAGAA